AAUAGAGAGGAGAAGGCAAACAAAGAAGCAGCGGCCAGAGCGAGAUAUGGAGGACUUCUGGUGGAGGAUAUACCGGGGGGACCCGGGGGUGCCGCACACCAACCCGGAUCGGUUCGUGAACACAUGCAUGGCCAUCUUCGCCUUCUCCGCCGUGGCCUGCUUCAACUCCUUCAUGCGGCAGCAACUCUCCCACCACUUCAAUUGGGAUGAUAAGGCCCUGAUGUUUGAUCAUCAGCACCGGAAGAAAGCUAUGGAGAAGCAGCAGCAAAUCAGUUUAAGUGGAAAGAGUAAAUAAGCAAGCCACCAUGGGAAUUACUGCGGUUGGACCGUCUACAUUCCUUAGCUGAAGUGCCUCUAAUAUGUCUGUCACUUCGAGUUUCAUUUGGGUCUGGAAUAAGGAGCUUUGAAUGUACAUGGUUGGGGUCUGCUAGAUAGGUUUUCGGGCAUAGAAGUUCGUUGAUAAACUAGUUGCAUACCAUACAAUUUUUUUAAAUGCAGCCAUAGUUAGUUCUUUUUUUGUUUUUUCUUUUGUUGUAUCAUUAAAUCAACUUCUUGCAUUGCCAUGGUUAU
Elaeis guineensis (African oil palm) is the source of this 570-nucleotide messenger RNA. RefSeq lists its product as uncharacterized. The record is from RefSeq and is a predicted model, not a curated record. Lineage: Eukaryota; Viridiplantae; Streptophyta; Magnoliopsida; Arecales; Arecaceae.